Molecule: messenger RNA, 1029 nt
Organism: Clupea harengus (Atlantic herring)
Lineage: Eukaryota; Metazoa; Chordata; Actinopteri; Clupeiformes; Clupeidae
Gene: urm1
Product: ubiquitin related modifier 1
Exons: 5
Coding region: 170-520 (116 amino acids)
Biological process (GO): tRNA thio-modification
Cellular component (GO): cytoplasm
Source: RefSeq, a predicted model, not a curated record
AUAAUGACAAAUGAAAUAUAACUGAAGAAAUGAAAAAUUACUAAAAAUAUAUAUGUUCUACUAGUAGCGGUACAGCCUAGACUGUGAUGCCUUGCCCGUGAAUGUUUUCAAACAGAGGAAAAACAUUUCUUCCGGUAAUGACGCACCACUUCCGGAUUAACGAAGCAAUAUGGCGGCGCCCAUAGCGCUACAUCUGGAGUUUGGGGGCGGAGCAGAGCUACUGUUUGAUGGGGUCAAGGAUCAUCAUGUGACUUUGCCCAGCCAAUCGGAGCCCUGGGACAUGAAGCAGCUGCUGGUGUGGAUCCAGAGGAACAUGCUGAAGGAACGGCCCGAGCUCUUUGUGCAGGGGGACACCGUGAGGCCAGGAAUAUUGGUGCUCAUCAACGAUGCAGAUUGGGAGCUGAUGGUGAGUGGGGUGAGCUGGAGUACCAGCUUCAGGACCAAGAUAAUGUGGUCUUCAUCUCUACUCUGCAUGGGGGUUAACCGCCGUCCCCAUAAAAAAACAGAGUGUGGACACUAAGAGAGAACCCCCCCCCCUCAACCUCCACCCCCGCCCAGCCCCUUCACCGCUCUCAGUCAGCCUUGUGUAGUUCAUCAAGUCCUGGGCGCGACGCCCCCAUGGAUCCCCUUAAUUUCUCCACCAAUGCUACACAGGAACACUGAAAUGUUCUGAUGGUUGUGUCACCCUGACUCGUGACCUUCAACACGGGGGCUGUGGGGUGUAUGUUCGUGGUGUGUGUGUGUGUGUGUGUGUGUGUGUGUGUGUGUUUGUGUGUGUGUGUGAGGGGGGGGAGGAUACCCUUUGGAGACACAGAUGCUUGACCAGCGUCCUAUCAGGCCUGGACACCUGAGUCCAGUGUGUUGAUGUGAUUGUGGUCGGUCGGUCUGUCUAGACAGUGUGCAAAUGGACCUCUGAGAGACAUACAGAGGUCAAUCUUUAAGACCAUGGUCGUUGGGCUAAAUUUGCCUCAGUCUUAUUUUAUAUUGUUGUACAUGUCAUUAAUCAAUAAAAGUCAUCUGUUUAAACAA